GCGCGUUCAGUCCGCGGGCCGCGUUGCCUGGUAACGCUACCAGCCUACCCGCUCGCCUGCCAGCCGGCUAGCUCGCCAGCCGUGCUCCCUCUCGCCGAGCGUCCAGUCGCGGCACAACACUCGGGGGGUAUUGAUCGGACAAAGGACCUUCCGGCCGUCUUUCCGUCUGCCUGACCGGCCAGUCCCCAACUGACCGUGGCAGCGAUCACAGCUGAACAGCAAACCGAGAAGACGGUGACAGCGUGUACACGAUCGUCGUCGUUCGCAAAUCCUCUGCGCAGCUGCUAGAGACGUACUGUCCGGUGGCGAAAAGUGUCACGUACUUCCGCUGACACCGGUAGCAGGUGAGGAGCUGCCAGCAUCACCACAGCCGCGGAAGUAACGACGCCGGCGUGGACGAACAACAGGACUCGCGCACGCCGUCUCCAGCAGCAGUCAGCAGUGUAACGCGUACUCAUGUAAAGUUUCGUGUGUCGACCGACGCGUGUUGCCACUGCAAGAAGUAAACAUUGUUGCCUGCGGAGAUAUAUAUCUUUGUUAUUAACUCGACAAGAGUAGAUCAGCAGCAGGCAGAUUUGAAAUUAUUCUCGUGUUUUAGCGAGUGGCUCACUCUUCGUGUGACUGUGUUGUUGUUGUUAUUCUCGUUUGUCGUCCUAGGCACAAGUAACACUGUGUGCCGGCAGUGAUAUCGUGGCGGCGUGGCGCAUCGCCAUGGCGAGCGCGAAGACUGCGCCGUCGCUAGUGCCUGUUAAAAGGCCCAUUCGUCAGCUGUCUGUGCUGGAGAAGCUAGAGGCGAUCGAGCGUGUGCACAAUGGGGAGUCGAAGGCUUCUGUGGCACGCGACAUCGGUGUGCCCGAGUCGACACUGCGAGGCUGGUGCAAAAGCGAAGACAAGCUGCGUAACGUAGCGCAGUCCUGUGGAGGUGGUGGUGGAACGCCGGACUCGCAACAUUCGGGCGGUGCCGCAGAAUUAGCAGAACUUGACGCACUUGUGGAACAAGGAACCUCCGGUGAUCAUCCAGCCAUUAAACGAAUGAGGACGGCGUCCGAUGACGAGAAGGCUUCUGUCGCUGCCGUCGCCGCCGCUUCCGAUAUAGAGGAUUCUUUGUGGUACUGGCUGAAACAGGACCACCAGCAUGUGAGUAAUCAGCUGUUCGCAGUGGCAGCGGCGGACAAGCUGGCAGCAGCAGCGGCCGCUGGGGCGGCAGUAGCGGCCGUCGCCAACGGCGGAAGCGGAGGCGGCGUCGCCGGGGGAGCAGCGUCUGCGGCGGCACCGGCGAACGCCGGAUGGUUCUGGCGUUGGUAUAAGCGAUACGGCUAUACGCAAUAUCCCGGUGAUCCGUUGGCGGCUCUUACAGCCGCUCCCGCACCGGACCUCAGGGCUGCGGGGGCGGCUCUAAACGGUGGUGGGGGCGGCACGGCCUCCAGGUCAGCGGCGCUUCUCGACAGCGUGCUUCUCAAUAACAACAAUAAUCUCGCUGCAGUCGCUCCUGCAUUCAACAACCACGGAAAUACCAAUACGUCAGCGACGACGCACCACGACCAGCACAAUAGCGGCGCCAGUAACGGUACGAACGCGAAUGGCAGCGCCGGCAACAACAACGGAUCGUCGGACGAGGACGACGAGCUGGACGAGUCGGACGAACCACCUGCAACGGCGGCGGAGGCCGUGACGCACGGAGAGAAGUUUCUCCGGUGGCUGGAAUGCUGCUCUGAUCCUAGCAUCACAGCUAUGCAGAUUCUUCAGUUUCGCUACUUGCUCAACAAUGUGCGGGCGUGCGCCGAUCGACGUGCGAGACAGACAAAAACGAAAAAAGCGCGCUCCAGGAGAAAGUAAGUGGUACGCAGCUCGUUUUUACCGCGGUGUUGUGACGUUAAUUCGAGGGAGCAACAAAUGGAUAUGCUCCCUUACGUGGGAAGGAACUGUAGUGAAGCUUUACCUGUUUUGUUGUUGAUAUUCGGUGCAGCAGUUGUGCUGUAUGUAAUCAACGUCGGUCGUGUUUUUCAGGAUGUAGACUUUUCACUCCUCGACAGUUUGAAUGUUUCUUGACAUUGUGUAAUAUUAAUUUAAGGAACGCUAUCGCUUUGGACAUGAUUUUAUUAAUGCUUUCUAGUAGAAGGCUGUUACAUUUGUUUUGUAUCGUUGGGUACAACGUGCAUAUAAAAACCGGCAGUUCAGUAGUCAGUUUUUGACUAACGAUAUCGCUGUUUUGUAGCGCUUUCACAGAUAUGUUCCUGUACAAUUUCUGACAGUUCCUGCGCACUGAGGCGCCGGCCACUUGCGCCACAACUCUUCACGUAAACACAAGUGUGACGAAGUUGAAACGUUUUUUACUGUUUUUAUUCUUGUCGUUGAAACGUUUCGUAUAUAGCCUUAAUGAUUUACUAAACUAUCCACAGUUUAAAAUCCUCCAGAAAAUGAGUUACUAAUAGCGAUGCUGUCAUACGAAGGCCCAGGCACCACUAAAGUCCUCAGGAGCUCCUUAAUGUGUGACCUGAAGGAGUGAGGUAUUACAUAAAAAAUGAAGGGAUGCAGGUGGUCUACAAUAUUGUUCACUUUACUUCCAUCUGUCAUGGUGCCUUCAGUCACCGCCGCACGUUCCAUGGAAGCCCAGAAAGCACAUAGGUGCAAGGCUACCGGCCGUGACUUCAAAGUUGAGAAGGAAAUUGUAUUGGUUUUACAUAAAAGAAUUUAACAUUUAUUAUGUAAUGGAUAUUAUUGUUACUUUAUUUAUAACAUGAAAGUGGGUAAAACUUUGAUUAUUAAAAUAUGUUAAAAUGUAAAGUAAUGUAAAAUAAGUUGUAGCCAGUCUGAUGGACGGCUUCAGGAAAGGGAACUGCACUAGUCAGUUGAGCGACGAUGCUCGUCAUGCUGGAAACAUGGCUGGAGGCGGGCAGAGGACAGUUCUGGUCUAGACACCAAAGGGUACAGUUCAGAUAGACACACUAAAACAGACAGUUCGGCUGGAGACACCAAAGAGAGACAGUGCUGGUGGAGACGUAAAAGCAGACAGUCGGUCUUUAGGUAGUUAAGCAGUGAAACAACUUAGAAAAUUUCGCAUUGUGUGGUAUUGCGGGACUUAGUCUCUGAGUGGUGAGCAGCUGCGUGCCUGGUGUGAACUCUAACUUUUUGUGUGGAGUAUGGGACUUGUGUUUCACAAUGAGUUGUGAAUGAUAGAACUGUGUCAAAUGGAUAUACACUUGAGUGUAACAGUAACUCUAAAUAUGACCACUUCCGCUAUUAGUUUACUUUAUGAAUAAACAUUACUCUAACCAAAUCGCAACUGUAUGGCCUACAUCAUUUAUGGGUCGUUAAUUUAGUUCCCAAUAUUAUUAUUACUGUUAUCAUAUGUUAUGUUAACUUUUUAUUUCACAAACUUGCCAUCAGCCAGACAAUUUAAUCACAGGAUCACGAAUGUCUAAUUUAGGAUGAGUAAUGCGACACAUGCUUUUGACCCCCAGACAAGGUUGCGCCAAGGCAUUUUGACGAAGAGGAACUGCAUGUGAGCCCAAACAUCUAUGGGAUGUUAGCUCGCAACGUGUAAAAGGAAUCCACUUUGUUCUUACAAAAGAAUGUUUACUGUGCUCUGAACACUUCUAGUAAUGGUGCUAGGAGACAAUAAGUAAUCGAGUCAGUAAUGAGAUUCUUCUUUCACUAAAGAUAUAACUGGCUACCAUUUCAUACACGUUUUUAUUAACUCCAAAAAUCCUGGUUUUGAGGUAGCACAGCCAUGUCAACCACAUUUAUAUAUUCCACAUGCAUGCAUGUUAAAAAUAAUUUUAUUUUUAUAAAAAAAUUGAGAACAGGAUGUAUUCUUAAAGCUGAACUGGUCUUUGAGCAAUUUAUGUAGUUACAGCUAUAAUUUGAGAAUAGUAUAAUAUGCAGAAUUCACAGUUAUGGUGAAUAGAGACAUUAAUUACAGUCCAAGCAGAAAAUGUUGUCCUUUCUAAAAUACUGUAGGACCAUUGAAGCAAGUAAACAGAAAACAAUGACACAUUUGCUUCUAGAGUUUGACUUAGUAAAGCAACCAGGAAUGGGAGGGAGUGACGAUGUAUUGCAUAAAGAAACAAAUGUGCCAGUGAACAAUGACAGUAAGAGGAGACAAUGAAUAACAGUUUACAUCAAUUGGAUGAAUAAAAAAGUCUACUCACCAAGUGGCGGCAGGAGAACAAACACACAACUAUGCGACCUAUCAAAGGCGUUCGACUGUGUAGAUCACCAGAUACUCCUCAAGAAGGCCUGUCAUUAUGGAAUUACAGGACCUGUAGGAAACUGGUUAAAAUCGUACCUCGAAAAUAGGAAGCAGAAGAUUAUUCUAGAUGUUUCAGAUAGUGUAUCACAAUAUAUAGUGGACUCUGAGUGGGGAAUUGUGCAGCAGGGAGUGCCACAGGGAUCAGUGCUUGGGCCCUUGCUGUUCCUCAUAUAUGUUAAUGAUCUGCCUUUAUCCAUCAAUAAGCAGUGUAAAUUUACAAUGUUCGCUGAUGAUACGAGCAUUGUGGUGGAUAAUGUGUCAACUACUGACUUAGAAUCUGAGGUCAAUGAUAUCCUUAAAGAAGUUCUGGGUUGGUUUAGUAUUAACUCCCUUUCAAUAAACCUGAAAAAAACCAAUUUUAUCCAGUUCCAGACAACCCACAAAAACCCAAAAGAAAUAGUUAUCACACAGAAUGAUCAGAUGAUAAAGCAAGUGUACUUAUCAAAAUUCCUAGGCGUAUACGUGGACAGUAGGCUGAACUGGGAACAUCACGUUCUACAAACACUAAAACGGCUGACGUCGGCAACAUUUGCUUUAUGAAUUUUGUCACGCUUCAAUGACAUUACCAUCUCAAAGUCAGCUUACUUUGGCUAUUUUCAUUCAGUCAUGUGUUAUGGCAUCAUCUUCUGGGGCAAUACACCUGCCGCAAAGAAAAUCCUCACAGCACAAAAAAGAGCAAUAAGAAUCAUUUGUGGUGUACCCCCACGAACCUCAUGUCGAAAUCUUUUUAAACGACUUGAAAUACUGACAGCAACAUCUCAGUACAUAUAUUCACUGAUGUGCUUCGUAAUAAAUAACCCCACUCUGUAUGAAACGAAUUGCCUACAUCAUGAACAUAACACCAGAAGAAAAGAGGAUUUCCACUGUGAGUUAAAGAACUUGACACUUAUUCAGAAAGGGGUAAAGUACGCUGGAACGAAAAUUUUCAAUUCCCUACCCAACAGCAUCAAAAGUAUAAGGAGUAGUACAUCAGUAUUUAAACGUAGCUUGAAAAAUUAUUUACUUGAGACCUCACUUUAUUCACUAGAGGAAUUCUUUCAGAGAAAUAAGUAAAACCCAGAUUGGAAAGAUGAUUUUAAAUUUUUUGACACUGUUUACUGUUAAACUAAUGUAAUAAUGCCCUAAUGUAAAAAUUCCUGUUUUUCUCAUUUCCAUUUUUGGGUCACUUUUAAACCCAAAGUGGGAAGUUUUGAUUACUGUUCAAGGUUAAAAUAGAUGAAAUAAUGCCCUAUAUAUGAAACUGCUAUCUUCACAUUUAUGUUGACUAGUUUUUAAGCUAAUAAGUAUGACUUUUGUGCACUGUUAUUAAUACUAUAACAAUGUCUUUAUUCUAUGUAUUUUAUUAUGUACAUUGACACGUUCCACAUCUGA
Messenger RNA from Schistocerca cancellata (South American locust), 5623 nucleotides. RefSeq names its product protein distal antenna-like. NCBI's taxonomy places the organism in Eukaryota, Metazoa, Arthropoda, Insecta, Orthoptera, Acrididae. The record is from RefSeq and is a predicted model, not a curated record. Gene Ontology annotation, molecular function: DNA binding. The coding region runs from base 712 to 1836 and encodes 374 amino acids. The transcript has 3 exons.